CAGACGUAUAAAUGCUUAGACCGUUAUAAACCAAGAAAUCAGUCGAGGUCGAGCUCUCGAGACAGUCAGAUCCGAAGAAUUUUUGUUAAAGCAGCUGAAUUCAACGUGCGAGAAGAUGGCAAAAUUAAUACUGUACGUCUUUAUAGCGUUGCUAGCCGCGUCUCUUAUCAUGGCCGAUACGAAGUCGUGCGGUCGACAUGGUGACCCUUGUGUUAGCGACUCAAACUGCUGUGAAAAUAUAAAAUGUCAUCGUUAUGCAAAUAGAUGUCAAGUCCAAAUUACAGAAGCGGAAUUGAUGGCACAACGUGAGAAGAUUUUGGGCCGAAAGGGCAAAGAUUACUAGAAUGAAUAAGUUUUCUGGAUAGAAAUAUUUUUUAUACAAUAACAAUCUUUUAAUAAUUUAUCAUUUUCUCAAAUCUGAAGACUGUAUCUUGAGAAAAUAAGCAGGCAGUUAAUAUGUAACAAUUGUGUAAUAAGUUGAAAAAAAACUUGACAUACAUAUGUAUAUUCGUCGUUGUAAGUAUAAUGCAAUAUCUCACGAAAAUUGAGAAUAAAAGCUGAAUUUAUAUAU
Molecule: messenger RNA, 571 nt
Organism: Pogonomyrmex barbatus (red harvester ant)
Lineage: Eukaryota; Metazoa; Arthropoda; Insecta; Hymenoptera; Formicidae
Product: ICK-type antimicrobial peptide 1-1
Source: RefSeq, a predicted model, not a curated record